AGCAUACAUUCCUUCGGUGUGUUUAAACAAAAUAAAAAAUUUUCUGCUUAUCGGUCUUAAAAGUGUGUUUUCUUUUUUUUUCUGAGGUAUGCAGCCUAUACCCGUCGAUAAGGUGUUGAUGGCCCUAAGCAUUUUGCUUGCAACGCCAGAAAACUAUAUACAAUUAAAUUCGAAGGGAGUUGACUUAUCAAGUCUACAGCGUGGGGAUUUCGAUAAAAAUGUAUUGGCACACUGCAGGGCAUCAGAAAUGGCAAAUCUAACAGAUGACAUGGAUAGAGUAAUGAAUAACCAAAUGCUAAUAAAGAAUCGCAUAAAUUCCACUCAACUUAAACUAAGUGCAUUUAAAGCUCAUCUCAGCAACACCAAUUCGAUUGGUUGUUCAAAACAGCAAUUCGGAGAAGUCCUUAUGAAAGUGCCCCAAAUCCUUGCUACUUUUUCCGUGUGGUGUGUAAGCAAUAAAUUUGGCAACAACUGGCUCUUGGUCGCUAAACGUAAUUUCAAUGGUAAGCUGUUUCUUAAGAAAUCCACAGAGUCGGAAGAAAAUAGCAUCGGUCAUUUUUCGGGAGAAUAUUUUAUUGGUUUCGAAAAACUCAGAGCCAUCACAGACAGUCAACUAUGUGAGUUGCUUAUUGUGGAGACGGAGACUAGCAGUAAACAACAGUGGUACGAUUAUUAUCAAUAUGUGGCUUUUGGUGGGAAUAAUAAAGUGAAGCUGUUGGGUGAGCAUAAAUCCAAUCGACUCAAUAAACCACUUGGCUUAUUGGCGCAUGCACUGGCUGUGAAUGAGAAACUAAAACUGACAUUAAAUACUGAUGUCACAAUCUAUCUAAGAAGAGCAGAAUUGGGUGUUGUUUCCCAGUUGACUGGUAUAUAGAAUGAGAAUAAGAGCAAAGAAAAAAACAUGGAAGUGUUGUUGCCUCAAAAAGUAAUCUUUGCACUUUAUAUAUGCGCUUAUAUUUAUUUUGAAUCAAAUCUAUGUAAAAAAUAAAAAAAUAAUUUAAAAAGUAUUCAAAACUUGUAGGUUAAAUGCGCUUAUGUAGAACAAGUUGUUAUUGGCUUACAGUUUCG
Messenger RNA from Ceratitis capitata (Mediterranean fruit fly), 1068 nucleotides. RefSeq lists its product as uncharacterized. The transcript has 4 exons. NCBI's taxonomy places the organism in Eukaryota, Metazoa, Arthropoda, Insecta, Diptera, Tephritidae. The record is from RefSeq and is a predicted model, not a curated record. The coding region runs from base 89 to 874 and encodes 261 amino acids.